GAGGCAGAAGCAGAAUGAGAAUCCGAUCGGUGUUCGACGGCGGCGACAUGAGAAGGGAAUUUGAAAAAAGUGGUAUUGACCCAAAGUUCCUUCCAUUGAUAUGGAAGCAUGUGAUUCUGAAUCUGAAGCAAAACGGUGAAUGGGAUUGGGAGAAACAUGUUCCCUCUUUGCCUUCAUCAGCCUACUCUUUGCUUCGUUCCAACUUCAAAAACCCUCUCUCUUCCUCUCUCCACUCCGUUUUCCACUCUUCUGAUAACCUCACCUCCAAGCUCCUCAUCAAGCUCCAUAAUGGAGCUUUUGUGGAGGCUGUGAUAAUGAGGUAUGAUACUCGUUUGGGCAAAUAUGGUGGUAAACCCCGUCCCGGUGGUCUAAGAGCAACUUUGUGUAUAUCAUCUCAGGUAGGAUGCAAAAUGGGUUGUAAAUUCUGUGCUACUGGAAGUAUGGGGUUCAAAAAUAACUUAUCAUCCGGAGAAAUUGUGGAACAGUUGGUUCAUGCCUCUAGUUUAUCACAGAUUCGUAAUGUUGUUUUCAUGGGAAUGGGAGAGCCUCUGAACAACUAUUCUGCUGUGGUAGAAUCAGUUCGUGUCAUGACUGGAUUGCCAUUUCAAUUGUCAUUGAAAAGGAUUACCAUCUCAACGGUUGGCAUCAUUCAUGCUAUCAACAAGCUUCAUAAUGAUCUGCCCGGAUUGAACUUGGCAGUCUCACUGCAUGCACCAGCCCAAGACAUCCGUUGCCAAAUAAUGCCUGCUGCUCGUGCUUUCCCUUUGGAAAAACUUAUGGAUUCACUGCAAGAAUAUCAAAUGAAAAGUCUGCAGAAAAUAUUAAUUGAGUACAUAAUGCUUGAUGGGGUAAAUGAUGAGGAGCAGCAUGCCCACCAAUUGGGAAAACUGCUAGAGACAUUUCAAGUGGUAGUGAACUUAAUACCUUUCAACCCUAUUGGUACAUUGAGUCAAUUCAAGCCUACUAGUGAGGAGAAAGUCUCGAAAUUUCAGAAAAUUCUUAGGGGUACCUAUAAUAUUCGAACAACGGUUCGGAAGCAGAUGGGUCAGGACAUAAGUGGUGCAUGUGGACAAUUGGUGGUUAACUUACCGGACAAGUCUCUUGGAAAUGCAGAUCCCCUAACGGACAUAGAAGAUCUUGUUAUUUGAUAUCAUUUAGCUUCAGUUUAAUUCUUAGUCUGAAUUUAAAAUAUAUAUAUAAAUUCCUUAUUUAUUUAUUUUCUCUUAAGUUUAAUUCUAUAGAAAUUUAAGUUUAAUCUAUUUUUUUCCUUGCUCAUCUAGGUACCACUUACACAAUCACUGUCAUUCGCUCAACGAAUAUGUAGUGAUUAAUAUUACAAAGUAAA
Molecule: messenger RNA, 1345 nt
Organism: Gastrolobium bilobum
Lineage: Eukaryota; Viridiplantae; Streptophyta; Magnoliopsida; Fabales; Fabaceae
Exons: 7
Coding region: 15-1148 (377 amino acids)
Biological process (GO): tRNA methylation; rRNA base methylation
Molecular function (GO): iron-sulfur cluster binding; RNA methyltransferase activity
Source: RefSeq, a predicted model, not a curated record